Molecule: messenger RNA, 924 nt
Organism: Camellia sinensis
Lineage: Eukaryota; Viridiplantae; Streptophyta; Magnoliopsida; Ericales; Theaceae
Source: RefSeq, a predicted model, not a curated record
AUGGAUUUCAUGGCAGUUGAUUUAGCAGGAGCUACUGGUGGCCUAUUAUGCAUCUGGAACCCAGAAGUAUUUCAACUGGUUGAUUGCUGCAGCAACAAGAACUUCAUAAUUUUAUCAGGCACUAUCUAUAAUAGUUUUGAGUGUGUGAUUUUAAAUAUUUAUGGUCCAAAUGAUAUGGGGGGAAGAAAGGUGGUGUGGGAUAGCUUGGCUCGAUUAAAUCUGAGAGAUUGGGCCCCAACUCCUUUUCGAUUUCUAAAUGCUUGGACCCUACAUCCUAAAUUCAGAUCUUUUGUGGAAAAUACGUGGUUAGAAGCUAAUGUGGUGGGUUGGGCUGGUUUCAAAUGUCUUCAGAAGCUCAAAAUACUAAAACUGGCAUUGAAGCAGUGGGCUAAAGAAGUCUUUGGUGAUGUGGAGCAUAAACUUAAUCAAGUUGAAGAGGAGAUUCAUGCACUAGAUAUAAGGGCUGAAGAAAGACCAUUAUCUAUGGUAAAGCAAGCUAGAAGAAGAGAGCCUAAAGGCGUGGCUUGGAAACUAAGUAAAAUGGUGGAAUGGGCAUGGAUACAAAAAUCCAGAAUCAAGUGGUCAACACAAGGGGAUAGGAACACAAAAUUUUUCCACAUUAUGGACAGCUCUAGGAGAGUCAGAAAUUCUCUGUGCUCAAUAGCAGUCAAUGGAACUGUUAAGGAGGAUCGUGUGGAGGUGAGGGCUGCAGUUCAACAGCAUUUUAUUAACCAAUUUACUGAACCAUGGCGUAAUAGACCAAGGCUAUCUGGGCCUUUCGUAUCCAUUGAGGAUAGAGAAGCUGUUGAGCUCUUGGAAGCUGAGUUUUCAGAAAAUAAGAUUGUAGCUGCAGUUAAUAGUUGUGAAGGAAACAAAGCACCUGGACCUGAUAGGUUUAAUCUUAUGAUGUUUAAAAAGUGUUGA